CUGUCACUUGACAUGCGCAGAUCAGCAGGAAGAAAGGCAGCAGCGAUAACCAGCGGCGUAAAACUGUAAACAUUAGCAACCCAGCCGACCUGUCUCUCCGGCUGGGAUGGAAAUAUAAGGUUACCUUGAAGGUGUGGGACCAAACAUUGUUCUUCAGUGCAUGGACUCAAAGCCAAUGCGCAGGACCACCAGCGCACGUCAAGACGCCACUGGAAUGGACAUCACCAGCCGCUGUACUCUGGGGGACCCCAACAAGCUCCCUGAAGGGGUCCCCCAGCCUGCACGCAUGCCCUACGUCUCGGACAAACACCCACGGCAGACCCUGGAGGUGAUCAACCUCUUAAGAAAACACCGGGAGCUCUGUGACGUGGUGCUGGUGGUGGGCGCCAAGAAGAUUUAUGCUCAUCGUGUGAUCCUGUCUGCCUGUAGCCCCUAUUUCAGGGCUAUGUUUACUGGAGAGCUGGCAGAGAGCAGACAGACUGAAGUGGUCAUUCGCGACAUCGAUGAGAGGGCCAUGGAGCUGCUCAUUGACUUCGCCUACACCUCACAGGUGACUGUGGAGGAGGGGAACGUCCAGACCCUGCUACCUGCAGCUUGUCUUCUCCAGCUGGCUGAGAUCCAGGAGGCCUGCUGUGAGUUCCUCAAGAGGCAGCUGGAUCCGUCCAACUGUCUGGGCAUCAGGGCCUUCGCCGACACACACUCCUGCCGCGAGCUGCUCCGCAUCGCAGACAAGUUCACCCAACACAAUUUCCAAGAGGUAAUGGAAAGUGAGGAGUUCAUGCUGCUGCCUGCCAACCAGCUGAUUGACAUCAUCUCCAGCGAUGAGCUGAACGUGCGGAGCGAGGAGCAGGUUUUCAACGCUGUGAUGGCCUGGGUGAAAUACAGCAUCCAGGAACGCAGACCUCAGCUACCCCAGGUUUUGCAACAUGUCCGCCUGCCGCUGCUCAGCCCCAAGUUCUUAGUCGGUACUGUGGGUUCAGAUCCUCUCAUCAAGAGUGACGAGGAGUGCAGAGACCUAGUGGAUGAGGCUAAGAAUUACCUGCUGCUGCCCCAGGAGAGGCCGCUGAUGCAGGGACCCAGAACCCGACCGAGGAAACCUAUUCGAUGUGGAGAGGUUCUUUUUGCUGUUGGUGGUUGGUGCAGCGGAGAUGCUAUUUCCAGUGUGGAGCGCUACGAUCCACAGACCAACGAGUGGAGGAUGGUUGCAUCGAUGAGUAAGCGGCGAUGUGGAGUCGGUGUCAGCGUCCUGGAUGACUUGCUGUAUGCGGUGGGAGGACACGACGGCUCGUCAUAUCUCAACUCUGUGGAGAGAUAUGAUCCCAAGACCAACCAGUGGAGCAGUGACGUGGCCCCAACUAGCACAUGUCGUACCAGUGUGGGUGUCGCUGUGCUUGGUGGAUAUCUGUAUGCUGUGGGAGGACAGGAUGGGGUUUCCUGUCUCAACAUUGUAGAGAGGUAUGAUCCUAAGGAGAACAAAUGGACUCGUGUGGCCUCAAUGAGCACCAGGCGACUCGGUGUAGCUGUGGCCGUGCUGGGAGGAUUCCUGUACGCUGUCGGAGGGUCUGAUGGGACGUCACCAUUAAACACAGUGGAACGCUACAAUCCUCAAGAAAACCGCUGGCACACUGUGUCGCCUAUGGGAACCAGGAGGAAGCACCUCGGCUGUGCGGUCUACCAGGACAUGAUUUACUCUGUCGGAGGGCGAGACGACACCACGGAGCUGAGCAGCGCCGAGCGAUACAACCCCAGGACCAACCAGUGGUCUCCUGUAGUGGCCAUGACGUCCAGACGGAGCGGGGUGGGCUUGGCAGUGGUUAAUGGUCAGUUGAUGGCAGUAGGAGGCUUUGAUGGAACGACGUAUCUCAAAACUAUAGAAGUCUACGACCCUGACGCCAACACAUGGAGGUUGUACGGAGGAAUGAACUACCGCCGGCUAGGUGGAGGGGUGGGCGUCAUCAAAAUGACUCACUGUGAAUCCCACAUAUGGUAACGCUGUCCUCCCCCCUCCUCCCUCUCACACACCUUCACUUCUCAUCACGUCGCCAUGGAUGCUUCUUUUUGCCGACUCUCGUGCCUCCAGUAGAGACGCUGUGAGAGAACCGGUGAGGAGGGCGGAGUCGGGGUUUCGGGAGGCGAGACGGAAAAGAGGGACAAACUUUUGAACUCUAGUUCAUCUCCAACCCCCCCUCACUACAAGGUCAUUAACUUUAAAAACACCCUGGCUGUCUUCGCUGACGGACCGCGGUCACCAUGAAGUGCACUGAGAGCAGAAGUCUACCUUUAAUGCUUCCAGUUCAGAGAGGUCUUAGAUCUCCAUGUGUGACGGGAGCUCACUUUGACUGAGACUGCUGCUGGGGAAGUGGGGGGGAUGAGCUCAUGUCUGAGGUUUCUAGGGGGGAAUUUAAAAGCAUUGGGUCACUGAAGGAGGCCCGUGAAAGCCUUAAUUUGGCUUUAACCCCCAAAUUCUGGCCACUGACCACCAGUGACUUUGAAGGAAGCAGCCAGCAGACCAGCAAACCUUCUCCUCAUUGUGUGGGACUGAUUAUUUCCUGGAGACGCUGCAUACUGACUGUCAGAGGUAAAUCCACGCUCUCUCAUUCUGUUCGCUUUUGGGUUUGAAUCAUACUGUACAUCUCAAGUAGCAUUAAACAGUAAAAAAGCUGGAUGUCCAGAGAGGAAAACACUGAGGUGUCUCACUAAAAAUGGCCUCCAGAGAAGUGCAGGAGAAGGAUGUAAUAAACUUCAUCCAACAGGGGGGACUUUAAAAUUCGGGGUCGACAGAUGUGGUUUUUCAGAGCUGAUUAGUAGUAAUCAAAGAGACAGACAACGGAUAUUUGGGAACGAUAUCUGGAGCAAAAAUGAAAAUCUUGGUGUCAAAAUGCCAAACUUACACAGAAAACUUCAGUAAAAAUCCUUUAUUUAUUUAUGUUUUGCAUAAGGUAUGUUUAAGUAAGCUAAACUUUCCAACAUUUAUCCUUCAGAGCACCAAUAGAGCAAAGACGGCUCCAUCAGAGCCAAAAUAGUGCAUUUUAAAAUAUAAUUAUUUACCAGGAUUCUGUUUAAAAAUAUAAAAUGAUACCAAUAAUUGGGACAGUCGGUCGACCCCUAAUUCUAAUCAGGAGUUUCUUUUUUUCUUUCUUUUUUUUUUUUUUUUGCUGACUUCUGUGAUAAAUCUUCAAGGUCUCAACGUGCUUCAAACAACAAUCACCUGUGAAUGUCAACACUCAUAAUGCAUUUAAGAGUAACUUGGCCAACUUUAACUGGCAAGUGACACAUUUCUAAGAGCUUUAAAGGUUAAUUCUUGCAGUUUUUUUGUGUUUUUGUUAUUGUCAACAAUUCUAACAAAAAAGACCAAAACCGGCAAAUGUUGCUCAAAAAUGAAAAAGUGGUGAGUUUGGUGUUUUGUUUGUCUGUUUUCAGCAGCACAUUAGUACACAUUUGGGACUCUGGUGAGUAAUUUAGGGCAGCAUGAAGGUGUACGUGGCUCUGAGUCAGAAUGAAAAGAGGAAAAUACAGAGGAACACAGUGUAACGGCGUGGGUUACUGAUGUGUUUUUAGACAAUAAUGGAACAGAGAAAUAAGAGAUUCGAGGAUUUGGAUACACACUCAAAUCAAUUUAAUGUUUGUUUUGGUCUUUUUUGUGGAAUUUGUUUACAUCAGAGUUCCCCUUGAAAGCUAAUUUUCCUCAUUUCAAAGUAGCCGCAUCACAAACUCGCUGGUUUUAAACUAAAUUCCAUUAAAAGUGGCGAAAUUGUCAGUCGUAAAAUCACUUUCUAACACUGAAACCAGCAACCUAUUGUGGACACGGCUGAUUUUAGUGUCUGUCUCACUGUAAUAAAGGUAGAAAAGAAAUCUAGAAAUGCCUGAAGAGAAGUGCUGAAGUUCAGCGUAAAAUUAAAAACAUCCCGCACUUACUCUGGUGCCAUUUUUCAGGCUUCUGUUUGAUCCUCUGGGUGACAGAUUUACCACGAUGUAGGCGACACCACAGCUCACUUAUAGACUACAUUCUAUAGCUAAAACCGCUACUUUUUUACAGCACUGAUCACAAAAAUCCGACAUGUUACUGAACUGGAUGCCUCUUACUUUGAAAUCUGUGCUGAAAAUUGUGAGUUUCCUGUUAAAAAUGUCGUUAAAAAGAUGGCCCACGUGAAUAUAACUCUCAGUGCAUUAAUGAAGUAACAGUUAUAGUCAGUAUUUGUUCACACAGGUCUAUUUUGCUCUGCUUUCUCCUUGUGUUGGUUCAGUCGUCACACAGUGUAACGGCGUAUUUACGGCUAAUAAACGGUCCCUGGUUGUACAGCUGAUCUCAAUGUGAAACACACAGUUUGAGUAGAUGUUUGGAUGAAUCGUCUCAGAAUUUAUUGCACUGUGAUUGGAAAUGUAUUUUAGAUUUUAUCUUUUCUUGUUGUUUUUGUUUCUUAAUUAUAUUUUAUAUGGGUGUUUCCAGAUAUAUGGGGAGGGGAAAUCAUCAGCCGGGGAAUCAAAACAUUUCAGACGUGGAUUUCACACGCAACACUACAUGUUCACACUCGCUUUUACACACAGUCGAUCACAGCUCUGCACUUUAAACUGUGUGCGACAAACAGGAGGACACGGGGGAAGAUGUUGUGCUUUAGUUUUGCCACACAUUCGAGAGCAAGCAGCCUGAAUGUCAGCGUUUAUGUUCGAUAAUGUGGCAGAUUUAGAUUCGGUUGGGGUUUAGUCGUCUGUGCUAGUCAGGGGGGAGGGGGGUGGAGGAGAGGUUAUGGAUCGUGUAGUUACUGUAUGCAGAUCUUCACGUUUAAAGACGAAUGUUUGUGCUUCGGGACGCUCACUUGACCUGUUGAAUCUGAACAUUUCAUGCAACUUUUAAACGAAAACGUUGAGGAAAGGCCCUGCAGCUUGUGUUACAAACUGUACCGGUUGUGUCUCAGUUUCUGAACAAAAACCGUUUGCCUGCUUUUUAAAAAAAAAAAAUCUCUUAAGCAUAUGUUUGCUGUUUUUUUUUUUUUAUUUUUCACUGCCACAGAAGGAAAUCCCACUCAGUUGAAGAGCCCAUGUAUGUUAUUACUUUGGUCUUAGGCAGCCUGAUUACUGUCUAGGACAGGAGUGUCAAACUCGUCUUAGUUUAGGUUCCACAUUCAGCCCAAUUUGAUCUCAAGUGACCAGUAUAAUCACAGCAUAAUAACCUAGAAAAAAAAAAAACACAACUCCAAAUAUUUCUUGUUUUAGUGCAACAAAAGUACAUUCUGAAAAUGUUUACAUUUAAUGAAUUAUCUUUUUACAAAACAUGAACAGCCUGAAAUUUCUGAAGAAAAAUAAGUUCAAUUUCAGCAACAUUAUGCCUCAGUUUAUCAUUUCCACAUUACAACUUCCAGAUCACAGAGUGUGCAGGAAGGAGCAAAACAUUUUGUCACAGAUAUCUGGAACUGAAUGAGUGACUAACUGAAUGAAAAUAUUUUACUUUAUGAUCAAAACGACAAAAAUCAGACAAAAAAAGACACAAAACAACAAAAACAAGACAAAAUAUUACAAAAAAUAGAUGCAAAACAACACGAAACAAAACAAAAAAUUACACAAAAAAGUUACAGUGACAAAAAAGUGGACAAAGGACAAAAAUGAGACAAAAAAUGACAUAGACACAAACAAGACCAAAAAUAAAAAAAAGAGAAACAAAACAACAAAAAAACUCCACAAAACAACGAAUAAAGCAAAACACAAAAUGACAAAAAUAAGAUUAAAGAAAACAAGGGAGACAAAAAAAACACAAAACGACAAAAGACAACAGAAGUCAGACAAAAAACAAAAAUGUAGUAUUUUACUUUUUAAAUUAUUUUAAUUUUAUAAUUUUACAAAUUUACAAUCUGCAGUUAAUGUCCUUUCUGUAAUUUUUACACUUUACAAAGUCAUCCCGCGGGCCGGAUUGGACCCUCUGGAGGGCCAGUUUUGGCCCACGGGCCACAUGUUUGACACCCCUGAUCUAGGACAUUGAUCACUGGCUUAUAGUCCACCUUCUUUCCAGCUGUAAGGGCACAGUUUUCAGUUUUCAUGUUAUGCAAUGAGUUUCAAAUCCUUUUUUUUUGGUAAAGUCUUUACUCCAUUUCUUAUUGAUGAUGUAAAGGCUUUAAAAGUAUGGGAGGCAGGUCAACCUAAUAUUUGAAUUGUUUGAAAUUAGUCAAAAAGACAUAAACAUAAAGGAAUUUUCUUCUUUAACAGGCCUUCAGCCAAUGAUUGUUUUCGUUGUCAGUCUGUUGAGCAUCUCUUCGAUCAAUCGAUUAGUUGUUUGGUCUGUAGUUUGUCAGAAAAUGCUGAAAAAUGUUAUCAGUGGUUCCCAAAGACCACAACAAUGUCCUUAAAUGUUUUGUGUUGUCAACAUAACACAACAUAUUCAGUUCAUUGUCACAAAUUUAAGAAGCUGGAAUUAGAGAAAUUUGACUUUUUCUCCCCUGUAAUUACUCUACUAAUAAGUUUACUGUCAUGGAGGAGUGAAGAAACCAGCAAAUAUUCAAAUUUAAGAAGCUAAAAACAGAGAAAUUUGACUUUUUUCCUUUAGUUACCAAUUGGUUUACAGUCAUGGAGGAGUAAAGAAACCAGCAAAUAUUCAAAUUUAAGAAGCUAGAAUCAGAUAAUUUGGACUUUAUUUUGUCUUUAAAGGUUAUUCCAACAAUAUAAUCGAUGUUUGAUGUUUUUGAUUAAGUGAUUAAUCAUUGCAUCUCUGUUCCUCUUAUUUCCUGACAGCUGACGUAGUGCUAACUAUACUGUUACAGACCAAAGUAGUACAGCUACAUUUGGCUUCCAGACUGAGUGGAGUUUCUCUUUAAUCAUGCAAGUUACUAAUGAUGCAUUGUGAUUGUCAGCCAGCCUUCAGUCAGCAGCCUUCCUUCAGAUGUCUGGUUCUGAGUAGCAGCUUGUCUGUUCAAACAUGGCUGUACUCGCAGGUGUUUGUUUUCAUGUAUCAGAGCAUCUCUCAGCUGCUCUGGAUUCACCAUGUUACACUAUGACAAGGAUUAAAGUUUUUCCCUGGGAAAUUAAA
Amphiprion ocellaris (clown anemonefish) is the source of this 7012-nucleotide messenger RNA. RefSeq names its product kelch-like family member 20 (gene klhl20). The record is from RefSeq and is a predicted model, not a curated record. Lineage: Eukaryota; Metazoa; Chordata; Actinopteri; Pomacentridae. The transcript is spliced from 14 exons. Bases 161 to 1990 code for a protein of 609 amino acids. Gene Ontology annotation, molecular function: protein binding.